Molecule: messenger RNA, 2066 nt
Organism: Chelonia mydas (Green sea turtle)
Lineage: Eukaryota; Metazoa; Chordata; Testudines; Cheloniidae
Product: class I histocompatibility antigen, F10 alpha chain
Exons: 7
Coding region: 239-1447 (402 amino acids)
Biological process (GO): immune response
Cellular component (GO): external side of plasma membrane
Source: RefSeq, a predicted model, not a curated record
GAAGUGGGGCGGGGGAGGCUCUGUUUUUCAGAAAGUUGACAACCCUGGAGAACGAUUCCAGCCCCUCUCCGCUUGCGCUUUGCUGGGCUCAACGAGCCGGUCUCCUCUGCGCAGCCAGGCCCUGCCGCCGCCCUGCCCCUGCCCAGCCGCCCUGCCCCUGCCCGCUUGCAGCCAGCCCGGGGGACACGGGGCGCGGCCCCACAGUUAACCUGGCACAGCCACUUCUGCCCGGAUACCGAUGACGAGCGGCCGCUGCCUGCGUGCUGAUUGGAGGCUGGGGCAAAGGGCCAGCUGGGCGAUCGCACCUGCUCCCCGGUGCCCCUCCCAGUGCGGCGCCGGAGCCAUGCGCUGGCGGGGGCUGCUCCUGGCGCUCUGCGGGGCGGCGCUGGCUGCGGCCGCGGCCGGCGGGCGCCACAGCCUGAAUAUACUAGUCACAGGAGUCAUUGACGAAGAGGGGACCAAUCAGUACUUCAUGAUCGCCAAGCUGGAUGAUGUUAAGAUUGCGUACUACAGCAGCGACACGCGAGAGGUCAGAACCACCCAGGAGUGGGUGGCUCAGGCCGUGGGCUCUGACUAUCUCCGGGAAAAGACCCAGAAGUUCUGGAGGUACGAGGAGGGCUCUAAAGGUCAUACCAGAUGGUGGAUGCAGCUGCACAACCAGACGGGCGGGUUUCACACCGAGCAGGUUCACGUGGGCUGCGCUCUGAGCGGCCAGGCCCUCGUGGACCCGAGGUUCCAGUAUGCCUACGAUGGGAGGGACUUCAUCAGCUUUGACGACCAGACGGGGACGUGGGUCGCGGCCGAGCAGCCGGCCUUCCCUCAGAAGCAGAGCUGGGAGACGGGCAAGACGUGGACUCAGUACGUCCGGUGGUACCUGAAACAAGAGUGUCUGGACACCCUGCAGAGCCUGGUGCAGCAGGGAAGUGGGGUCCUGCGGCAGCAGGUGCCCCCCAAGGUCUCAGUUUCCCGCAGAGACGCCCCCGACGGCUCCAUCACCCUCUCCUGCCACACCAGGGGUUCUUACCCCCGUCCCAUCCACAUCUCCUGGAUGCGGGAUGGAAAAGACAUCCUGGUGGAGAAAGAGUCCAGCGGGAUCCUGCCCAACGCUGACGGCACCUACUACAUGCAGUCGUCUCUUGAGAUCUCCCUGCAGGAGGAGGACAGGCACCGCUAUGCCUGCCGGGUAGAGCACAGCAGCUUGGCAGAGCCUGCGCUUGUCUGGGCCCCGGGGAAGAAGGGCUCCCUGCCCCUCUGGGUCCUGGCCUCCAUCGCCCUGGUUGCGCUGGUUCUGGCUGGAGCCGUAGGAGCCAGCGUUAUCCUGUGGAGGAGAAAAUCAGCAGGUCCAUGGAGACCCAGCUACGCUCUGGCAGCCACAAAAAUUGGAGAAGUUUCUGCUUCCAGGUCUUCAUCGGGAACAGACAUCCAGAGCAUGGGAGCCCGGAGCUAGGUUCAGAGUGGCCCUGGCCAUUCAGUGAGGAAUUAUGGGAUGCCACCUCCAUCUGUGAGGCAAAUGGGCCCGCUUGAAAAAACUGAAUGCAAAAAUUGUGAUUUGUAGGAAGAAGACUCUUUGCUCUCAUCGAGCUCCAGUCUGAGAUGCCACCAGCUUUUCUGACACACAAAAAUCUGCUCCAAACUGAGCCACUGAGUCUCCAGAUAUCAGACGGUGGUUGGCUAGCGUGUCUGGGUGGAGCAGAACUUGCGGAAAGAUGAGGAUCUAUCCCUCUCUGGCUGUGGCUGAGGGGAUGUGGAACGGGUUUUUCCCUAUUUCUUUUCCAGUUCUAACUUUUUGCUGGCUUUUCAUUUUUAAGAAAUGAUUUCUGGGGACUGACACACGACCUCCAAUGUCUCAGAUACCUACAGACCUGCAGACUGUGUGGAUUUUUGGGUAACAAAGUGCGAUGAUGGGGGUUCCCCUAUCACAGUAGUGCUACCUCUCCCUUUCCUCAUGCUCUGGUCCAGGGGCAGCGCAUUAUGACAGAUGGGGGCAUUCCUGUCACCAUUUGCUAUGAGUGUGACAUUUCUAUUUUAAAUUUGGACACAAAUAAAGUACCUUUGUGAUUGGAAAA